Molecule: messenger RNA, 969 nt
Organism: Ostreobium quekettii
Lineage: Eukaryota; Viridiplantae; Chlorophyta; Ulvophyceae; Bryopsidales; Ostreobiaceae
Source: the annotation of a GenBank genome assembly
AUGGCUUCGACAGUCCCCCGUGGCCCCGUGUGGGCUGCGGCCCACGCGGCCAAGUCCCCACUCCCUUCCCGCCAACCACUAUCCGCCCCCUGCCCAGGCUUCCGGCGAAGCCGACCGACGCCCCACCUGGUCCGCGCUUCGAGCCGAACGGCCGAAGCGCCAGCCCGGCCCGUGCCCGGCUACGAGCUGGUGCGGCCUGAUCGGCCCCUGGCUGCCAGUGGGCCGAUCAGCGCCGACCAGAUCGAAUCCUUCUACCAGGAUGGCUACGUGGUUGUCCGCGGGCUGGUCUCCGGGGAGCUCCUGGAUCGCGCGCGGGAGGCCGCGGCCGCCCUGGAGAGCAAUCCCCUCGGGUCGAGCAGGUACGCGGGAUCUGGAUGGUACCUGUGGGAAAAGGCGCCCGUGUUUCGCGAGCUGGCGGUAUCGUCGGGGAUGGCGGCGGCCGCGGCGCAGCUGACACCGUCGCCAGUCGGGGACACCGGCGGGCGCGAGAUGUGCGUGCUGCGGGACGGGUAUUUCAGGUUGGCGGGGGCCAACCCGGGCUGCAACUUCCACGUGGACGACGGGGGUUUCUGGCCCUCGCCCAGGGACGAGCCGCACGGUCCUGGCGUGAACGUGUGGCUGGCGCUGGAUCCGGUGGGGGAGGAUCGCGGAGGGCUGGCAGUGGCGCGCGGCAGCCAUACGCACCUGUACCUGGACUGCAGGGAGGCCAUUGCCGGGGGCUAUACUGACACCUGCAGGAUGGACGAGCUGGCUCCCGAGAAGGCUGCCCGGCUUGAGGCGGUGAAGGACUGCCCGCAGAUGGCUCCAGGGGAUGCCAUCGUCCUCACGCGGUUUUGCUUCCACCGCGGGGACCCCUUCGUGGUGGGAUCUGAGGGCGCAGCGGGCCCUGGGAUAUCGAGGUACUCGGUUCGGUACAUGCCCGGGGAGGCAGUGGUGGAGGGGCUGCAACGGAAGAUCCGGUGCAGUUGA